AUGGAAGUUUUGAUACAUUUUUUCUACAUCUCGGAUACCAAAAAAGAAGAAACAGCUACUCCUAAACCUGUAAUAGCAAGCAAAAAUUAUAGUAGACAAUAUAUUAUUGACCUUAUAGCUCUUACAGAUAUUAUUAAAUCUGAAGAUAAUAAGUAUAGACAAAAAAAUUACUUUUUUUGGAUUAAAAAUAUAAAUAGACUAGUUUUCAAAGAUAUUACUUAUCAUGGUAAAAGAUAUAUUUGUAAAAAAUGUACUAUAAGCUGGUCAUCAAAAAAAUCUUUAGCCUAUCAUCAAAAGCACUAUUUUGGUUUAGGAGAAGCAACUCAAGAAGUCAAAUUACCUAUCAAGGAUGUCAAUAACUUUGAAAAAUUUAAGAACUAUGGAUGA
Messenger RNA from Cetraspora pellucida, 387 nucleotides. The record is from the annotation of a GenBank genome assembly. Lineage: Eukaryota; Fungi; Glomeromycota; Glomeromycetes; Diversisporales; Gigasporaceae.